Calidris pugnax (ruff) is the source of this 5026-nucleotide messenger RNA. RefSeq names its product HECT, C2 and WW domain containing E3 ubiquitin protein ligase 2 (gene HECW2). The record is from RefSeq and is a predicted model, not a curated record. Bases 15 to 4727 code for a protein of 1570 amino acids. Lineage: Eukaryota; Metazoa; Chordata; Aves; Charadriiformes; Scolopacidae. Gene Ontology annotation, biological process: regulation of dendrite morphogenesis. The transcript is spliced from 28 exons. Gene Ontology annotation, molecular function: ubiquitin-protein transferase activity; protein binding.
AAAGUGGGGAAGAGAUGGCCAGUUCAGCCCGGGAACAUCUGCUUUUUGUGCGACGUCGCAACCCACAGCUACGGUAUACUCUGAGCCCAGAGAAUCUGCAGAGUUUGGCAUCUCAGGGCACCAUGGCUGAGAAUAUGAACUUGCAGCGUGCCAACAGUGACACUGAUUUAGUGACCUCGGAUAGCAGGUCUAGUUUGACAGCCAGUAUGUACGAAUACACCUUGGGGCAAUCUCAGAACCUCAUCAUUUUCUGGGAUAUUAAGGAAGAAGUAGACCCAACUGACUGGAUAGGACUUUAUCACAUAGAUGAGAACUCUCCAGCCAAUUUUUGGGAUUCCAAGAAUCGGGGAGUGACUGGCACGCAAAAAGGACAAAUUGUAUGGCGAAUUGAACCUGGCCCCUAUUUUAUGGAAUCUGAAAUAAAGAUCUGUUUUAAAUAUUACCAUGGUGUUAGUGGAGCCCUCCGAGCUACUACUCCAUGUAUCACUGUGAAAAACCCUGCUGUGAUGAUGGGAGUAGAAGGCACGGAUGAAGGUGCUUCUGGAGCCCAGCACUCUAGGAAAUUAGUCAGCUUUACCCUAUCAGAUAUUAGAGCAGUUGGACUUAAAAAAGGCAUGUUCUUCAACCCUGAUCCUUAUCUAAAGAUGUCCAUUCAGCCAGGCAAGAAAAGUACAUUUCCUACAUUUGCUCAUCAUGGCCAGGAAAGAAGGUCGACUAUCAUCAGUAACACAACUAAUCCUGUCUGGCACAGAGAGAAAUAUUCUUUUGUUGCACUUCUAACAGAUGUCCUGGAAAUUGAGGUUAAAGACAAAUUUGCCAAGAGUCGUCCAAUCAUCAAGCGCUUUCUUGGGAAGUUAACCAUACCAGUUCAGAGGCUAUUGGAGAGACAUGCAAUUGGAGACCAGAUUGUCAGCUAUAAUCUUGGCAGAAGGCUCCCAGCUGAUCAUGUAAGUGGAUAUCUCCAAUUCAAAGUGGAAAUUGCAUCUUCUGUUCACGAAGAUGCUUCACCAGAAACAGUUGGUACUUUGCUAGGAGUGAACUCUGUGAAUGGAGACUUGGGGAGCCCCUCUGAUGAUGAGGACAUGCCAGCAGGACAUCAUGAUACAUCCACAGUGUGUUCCAAUGGUCCAGUCCUUGAGGAGUCUUCUGGAGAAGCAAUCCUAAGACACCCUUUAAGGACUAGUACGACUCUGGAAACAGACCAGGAUGACUUGACCUCUGGUGCUUCAAGAUCAUCACCUAUCAGAGGUCGUCAGGACUCACUAAAUGACUAUCUGGAUGCAAUAGAACACAAUAAUCAUCCCAGACCUGGAACGUCUGCCUGUGGUGAGCGCCCACGUGGAGCCUCCCCAAAACUGAGGAGUAGCUUCCCUACUGACACAAGACUUAAUGCUAUGCUUCACAUUGACUCAGAUGAAGAGGAGCAUGAGCUACAUCAAGAUCUGGGUUUUCCAUCUUCCUUGGAAGAUGAUGGUGGUUUAGUAAUGCUUAAUGGUGCUACGAGAAACGUUGAAAGAAAUGGUUUAAGUUAUUCAUCAGAUCAGGUAAUGCAAGGGCCUGCAGAGAAUGAAAACGUUUCGACCUCUGAGGCUCCUUUGCCAUCAACUGAUGACCAGCAAGAGACUCUCCCAGAGCUUCCACCCUCACAGUUAGCAGAAGGUGAAAGCCUGCAAGCUUCUCAAAGCGAAGCACCAGCAGACCAGGCUGACAGUGAAUUGUGUGCUGCUCAGGAGGCAGAGCAGCCUCCUGGUAGUGCAGAUGCUGGAGCUGCUGAUGCUGCUGAUGCUGCUGCUGGGAGCAGAAGGGGUGUUAGUGAAACAGAAUCCAUUGAUCAAGGGUCUGAACCUUCCCAGAUGUCAUCAGAAACCGAGCAGAGUGACCCUGCUCGCACAGAAAGCGUCAGUGAGGCUAGUACCCGACCAGAAGGGGAGAGUGACAUGGAAGGGGCAGACAGCUCUUGCAACGAAAGUGCAACUGUGCGACGUUCCUCAGUUGAAAUGCGAUGUUCUUUGGAAAGUUCCAGGUUUCCUGAAACUCCAGCCUUUUCUUCUCAAGAGGAGGAAGAGGGAGCUUCUGCCACUGAUGGAACUAGAAUUGAGCCAGGUGCUGAAACGCAGGAUGCUCCAAGUACUUCUGGUUCUUUACCUGCGGUACAGUUACCUCAGGAGGAAGUACAGGAGGCUGAGGCAGGUGAAUUGCAAGACCAAGAGGAAGCAGAAGAAAUCUGGCAAAGAAGAAGCAGCCUGCAGGCAGCGGCUGCCAAUAGCCAGUCUCAGGACGAAGAAACGGAAGGGGCCCAAGCAGCUUGUGAGGGUGCGACAGCACAGGUUGAAGGAGCUACUGGAGGUUCUCAAGCCAAUGGCCAUCAGCCCUUGAGGUCGCUGCCUUCGGUACGUCAGGAUGUUAGCCGCUACCAGAGAGUGGAUGAGGCUCUACCACCAAACUGGGAGGCUCGAAUUGACAGCCAUGGACGGAUUUUUUAUGUGGACCAUGUGAACAGGACAACAACAUGGCAGCGACCCACAGCCCCCCCAGCCCCACAGAUUCUCCAGAGGUCAAAUUCCAUACAGCAAAUGGAACAGCUGAAUCGCCGGUACCAGAGCAUCCGAAGAACAAUGACUAACGACAGGCCUGAAGAGCAUACAAAUGCUGUGGAUGGAGCUGGAGAGGAAACCGACUUUCACCAUUCUAAUGCAGAUUUUCGAAGAGAGAAUGUGCUGCCUCACUCUACCUCCAGAUCCAGACUUACUUUAUUGCUCCAGUCUCCCCCUGUGAAAUUCCUUAUCAGCCCAGAGUUCUUUACAGUGCUGCAUUCUAACCCUAGUGCCUACCGCAUGUUUACAAAUAACACGUGUUUGAAGCACAUGAUCACCAAAGUCCGGCGGGACACCCACCAUUUUGAGCGCUACCAGCAUAACCGUGACUUGGUGGGCUUCCUCAACAUGUUUGCUAACAAACAGCUGGAGCUGCCGAGAGGUUGGGAGAUGAAACACGACCAUCAGGGCAAGGCUUUCUUUGUUGACCACAAUUCCCGCACCACCACGUUCAUAGACCCCCGGCUUCCCUUGCAGAGCAGCAGGCCCACUAGUGCGUUAGUCCAUCGGCAGCACUUAACCAGACAGCGCAGCCACAGCGCUGGUGAGGUCGGAGAGGACUCCCGUCAUUCAGGACCACCGGUUUUGCCCAGACCGUCCAGCACGUUUAAUACAGUCAGCAGAGCUCAGUACCAGGACGUGGUUCCAGUGGCUUACAAUGACAAGAUUGUUGCAUUUUUGCGGCAGCCCAAUAUCUUUGAAAUUCUGCAAGAGCGUCAACCAGAUCUUACCAGGAAUCAUUCACUCAGGGAGAAGAUCCAGUUCAUCCGGACAGAGGGAACACCUGGGUUGGUGCGUUUAUCCAGUGAUGCAGACCUUGUCAUGUUACUCAGCUUGUUUGAGGAGGAGAUAAUGUCAUACGUGCCGCCACAUGCCUUACUUCAUCCUAGUUAUUGCCAGUCCCCAAGAGGCUCGCCGGUGUCUUCGCCUCAGAACUCUCCAGGUACUCAGCGUGCCAAUGCCCGAGCUCCAGCUCCUUACAAAAGAGAUUUUGAAGCCAAACUGAGGAACUUUUACAGGAAGUUGGAGACUAAAGGAUAUGGACAAGGCCCAGGGAAACUGAAAUUAAUCAUCAGGAGAGAUCACUUGCUAGAAGAUGCCUUUAACCAGAUCAUGGGCUACUCAAGAAAAGACCUGCAGAGAAAUAAACUCUAUGUCACGUUUGUUGGGGAAGAAGGGUUGGACUACAGUGGACCCUCAAGAGAGUUUUUUUUCCUGGUGUCUAGAGAGCUCUUCAAUCCGUAUUAUGGUUUGUUUGAAUAUUCAGCCAACGAUACCUAUACAGUACAAAUCAGUCCCAUGUCUGCUUUUGUAGACAAUCAUCAUGAGUGGUUCAGGUUUAGUGGACGAAUACUUGGUCUUGCUCUGAUACAUCAGUAUUUGCUAGAUGCCUUUUUUACACGGCCCUUUUAUAAAGCCCUCCUCCGAAUACUCUGUGACCUGAGUGACCUGGAAUAUCUCGACGAGGAGUUUCACCAGAGUUUGCAGUGGAUGAAAGACAAUGAUAUCCAUGAUAUCCUAGAUCUCACGUUUACUGUAAAUGAAGAAGUUUUUGGGCAGAUCACAGAACGGGAAUUAAAGCCAGGAGGUGCCAACAUCCCAGUCACUGAAAAGAACAAGAAAGAAUACAUAGAAAGAAUGGUGAAAUGGAGAAUUGAGAGAGGAGUUGUACAACAGACAGAAAGUCUAGUUCGUGGUUUCUAUGAGGUGGUUGAUGCAAGGCUCGUGUCUGUGUUUGAUGCCAGAGAACUGGAACUGGUUAUAGCUGGAACAGCAGAAAUUGACUUGAGCGACUGGCGAAAUAAUACAGAGUAUAGAGGAGGUUAUCAUGACAAUCACAUCGUAAUUCGGUGGUUUUGGGCUGCUGUGGAAAGAUUCAAUAACGAACAACGACUAAGACUUCUACAGUUUGUGACAGGCACGUCCAGCAUACCUUACGAAGGAUUUGCCUCUCUACGGGGGAGCAAUGGUCCAAGAAGGUUCUGCGUAGAGAAGUGGGGGAAGAUCACUGCUCUUCCAAGGGCUCACACUUGUUUCAAUCGUCUGGACCUUCCCCCUUAUCCAUCGUUCUCUAUGUUAUAUGAAAAACUGUUGACAGCAGUUGAAGAGACAAGUACUUUUGGACUUGAGUGAUACACAAACCACAGUGCCCAGCUCAUUGGACUUUUGUGGAUCUGUCUUCUCAAGGAAUGAAUGAACGUUUGUAUUGGAUUUCCUAGAGGGAAACUGUUUCACGGUGCAAUUCAAAUAAUGAGGUUCCAUGAAUGAGCUUAUGAGGCAACUAAAAAGCAUUGUGGUAGUGGCAAAAUUCUCUACAGUGAAACUGGAGUGUGCCUGAUACGCAGGGAAAACCAAAUCUUGCAAUCCAUGGUUUUUCAGGAUGGCCAAAUUUCUUCAGUUUAUGUUCUGAGCAAACAAAAACCGUGAUCCCA